Silurus meridionalis is the source of this 2179-nucleotide messenger RNA. It is a transcript of the gene bricd5, whose product is annotated as BRICHOS domain containing 5. The record is from RefSeq and is a predicted model, not a curated record. The transcript is spliced from 5 exons. Gene Ontology annotation, biological process: regulation of cell population proliferation. The coding region runs from base 1209 to 1925 and encodes 238 amino acids. Lineage: Eukaryota; Metazoa; Chordata; Actinopteri; Siluriformes; Siluridae.
UCUUAUGCAGCAGUUUUAGGUUUCCCCAACCUUAACACACCUAAGAGUCGGUUUAUGAUAUGCACUGCCUAUUAUAUAAAGCCACAAAAACAUACUUUCUAUUAUUUAUCUGCUGCAUCAACAGGGUCUACUUCUGUUAUCCAUCACUAAUGCCCAUGUAUAUCACUCUACUUUUUUCCCAGUACAGUAGUUUUCCUUUAUCUAUUUUUAAAGAUAUCUACACACUUAGGUAAAUGCCUGAGUCAGCAUGUGAUGCUUUUGUAAAUUCUUCUGAACGUCAAACCUCAGGUACAGAGUAAUGACCUGCAACAGAUGAUAGACAGGCUUAUUGGUUGGAUAACGCAAUUAAUGUGACUAUUUGUUCAGAUCACUAACACAUAACUAAACAAGAAUUGUUUUUAUUAAAGUGCUUGUUUUUCCUUUAUUAUAAAGUUACAAAGUUGUAGAGUUUGAAGCACAACAGCUAUUGUAACCCCAUUUAUGUUUAUGAUCAAAUGUAAUGGUUUCCUUUUUUUUUUUUUUUUUUUGCCUUGAACAAAGUGCUCAUCAUACAAGAUCAAAUAAAUGAGCAUCAUCUCAGACUGAAAGAAAUGACUGGUGUAUUGUGUGCAAGCUACUGUGUGUACUUAUGGGAUAUUUUCAUGAUCAGUUGUUGAGGUAAAGUCACCUUGGCAAGUCAGCAGCUACAGAAGCUGAUUCAGGGCAAAAGCAAUGCAUUUCUAAAAUAAUUGCCUCUUUGCGAUGACUAGCCCUGUCCACAGAAAAAAAAAAAAAUCCCCACCUCUCCCCUUUGUCUAUUGUCCAGUGUGGGGUGGCAGCCAGUGGGCUGGACUAUGUUUUGAGUGGAGUGUGUGUUGGGGGGGUUAAAGAGCAGCAGUGAGGACCUGAGCAGGUAUACAGCAAACUCUCUUGCAGUCUCAGUCAUGAGUGUAGCUUGAUAGACAAGCAAGUAGAUGCAGAAUGAUGAAGUGGUGCAAAUUCUCAGAAACCAGUUUGGAGGAUCCACAGUGCAUGGUGAGUUUUUAUGACCCUCUCUUUCAUUUACAUCCAAAAUGAUUAACACUAAUAAGUAUAAUCAGCAAAGAAUAUAUAAGUGCAUUUUCUUUUAAAUAUAAAAAAAAUAUAUAAUUUUUUAGAACAAAUUUAGAUUAAUCUGACAAUUUAGAAUGAAGGGGUAAUUUAGUGUAAAAUGUCCACCUGAAUCCAGAAUGAAAAUCCUCAACCCUGAAGAGGACUGCAGAAGUUAUAGGGUGAUAUUUAUGUAUUUCUCUUGGUCUCAGCAUUGUGGCUCCAUAGGCUCCUCCAGGUUUCCACAGCGUGUGCUAUGGGGCAGCCUCAGUAUCACACUGCUCAUUGUUAUCAUUGCCCUUGUUGCCCUCGUUGUCACUGGGAAGUUCACACUCCAUCCAGACGUGCAGUCUUCGUUUCAGGUUGUCCGUAUCAUAGCUCCUGACAAUCCUGCUGCUCUGAUCAAUCAGUCUGCAUUAGUGGACAAACACAACAACAUUGUGACAUACUCAGUCAUCUCGCACACAAAUCACACAUCUACAGUGCUCUUUGACAUUAAACAUGGGUUAAUAUGCUACAAGCCUGACAACCAGGACAGCUGCUUCCUUCGUCAAAUGGAGAUGUCUGAUUAUGAAAACAUGCGUGCUCUCAUGGAUGAGUCCAAACAACAGGUGAAUCAGAUCUGGCUGGUGGGAAAUAAGACUCAGAGAGAAACUGAGUUUUUAGGUGUGUUGUCAGGCCGUCAUGUGGACGUUUCAGCCCUACAUCAACCGCUGCAAGCCUUCUGUCAGCAGAGACCAGUGUACUGGACCAGGAGAGCUAAUGGUCCCAAAGAACGACUAAUUUACUUCUGCAUUGACAUCUGCUUCCCCAACAACAUUUGUGUCUCUGUGUGUUUCUACUACCUGCCAGAAUGAGCGUCUAUUCAGUGUGUGUGUGUGCAGAAACACACAUCCCUGCUGGUAAUGAGUAAAAACUCAUCUUACUAUCACUGAGACACUACAUUCAUCGAGUCAUGUUACCCACAAUGACUCCAGACCUAUUCACCCAUUUUUUUUUAUUAUUUUUUUUUUUAUUAAAGUUUUCAAUUCACUGCUAACUAAAAACCCUGUUGAGAUCCAAUAAAGUAUCAUGAUUCUGAGUGAGUCAUUUUUUCCUGAGUGUAUACAUA